Wyeomyia smithii (pitcher-plant mosquito) is the source of this 8593-nucleotide messenger RNA. It is a transcript of the gene Mgtor, whose product is annotated as nucleoprotein TPR. The coding region runs from base 320 to 8242 and encodes 2640 amino acids. The record is from RefSeq and is a predicted model, not a curated record. Gene Ontology annotation, biological process: protein import into nucleus; mRNA export from nucleus. The transcript is spliced from 9 exons. Gene Ontology annotation, molecular function: structural constituent of nuclear pore. Gene Ontology annotation, cellular component: nuclear pore. Lineage: Eukaryota; Metazoa; Arthropoda; Insecta; Diptera; Culicidae.
CUGAAAAUUUUUGCGGCAGCCAUCAUUCGCAAAACGCCGACAUUGUCUCAAAGUUCUUAGUGCGUUGUCUGCAUAGGUUUCGUUGAAAAAAAGUGCUAGUUGUUAAAAUUAUUCAAGCAGAUUACUAAUUCAAUGUUUUCUGUAGAGAGAAUUUACUACGCUGGUGCUUUGUAGUGCAGUGUUACCUAGAUUUCACUAGUUUCGAAUCCACGCAUACAGACACGGCUUCAGGGGCUAGAGGAAGAACGCCACAUUUUUUUGUCUGGCCAGCGUUUUUGAGAAUCUUUGAUUUUGUGAGUGAUCGAGUGCGCAAAAGGCAAUGGAAGUAGAUGAAAUCGCUGAACCAGCGGCAGUUUCUGCCGUAAACGCAACAGUCGAUCAAUCAGAUUCAGUAACGCCCGAGAAAUUGCCAGAUCCGGGAGGUAUUUUACGAUCGGUUUUGUCUGCUGCAGAACUGGAUGUGAUAGCGCCCGAGACGGUGAAAAAAAUUGAAACCCACUAUGAGCAGAAACUAGAGGAGUUCCUAACGGCGAAAGCUCUCUGCGAGACGGCAAAAACAAAUGUUGAGCAACUCAAAGGUGGCUACGAAACGAGGAUCGAAGAGUUAACGCUGAAAUAUCAGGACGAGUCUUCAAAGUUUCAAUUCUCGCAGCAAAGUGUUAAAGAGCUCCGGCUAGAAUUGGAAGAUGCAAAGCAGGAAUUAACACAGGCUAAUGAGAAGGUCCGUCAAAAUGACGCCAGCACGGCACGCUUCAGGCGGGAGCGCAACGAAGCUGUUAACGAGAGAGAUACGCUAUUGAAUGCUGUAGAGCGCAAAACGCUAGAAGUUGAGCGGCUGCAAGCGGACGUCAUUGGGCUGGAACAAAAAUUGAAGGCGGCCAAUGUGACAAAAUGUGAAGCUCUGGCAAAGCUGGAGGAAAUUCAGAGCAAGGAGUUCUCCUUGGACUUUAAAGAGAAAAGAAUGGAUAAGGAACUGUCCAUGCGAGACAUCCACAUCCAAAAGUUAUCUGAAGAUUUGAAUCGAGCUUUGCAAGAUCUGCAAAAUGUUCGUCGUGAGCAGAACUUCAAGGCUUUAACAACGGAAGCUAAACUUGCAGAAAAGACUGAAGAAUUGAAAAUCGCAACAGCACAAAUUGCUCACUUGAACGAACAAAAUCAAGAGCUUAGUGAAAAAGCGGAAGAUCUAACAACAAAACUACUUCAGCAAAACGAAGAGACAAGGAAGAUGAUGGACCAUUAUCGAAAAGAGCUACAAUCACAGACAAAAUUGUGUGAGCUAUAUCAGGAAGACUGCGAGGAUAACAAGAAGCAAACCGAAGAACUGGGAGCAGCGGUGUCCGAAUUGAAGAAGUUACUAAACGAAGCUAGUGAUGCAUAUGGAAAAUUGGAAACCCAACAAAAAGCUCAAAGUCUCAAGCACGAGAAAGAACUAGAGUCGAAAGAGCAAACCAUUCAACAAUUGAAGGAUGAGUUAAAGAAUGCAAAUGAACUUUUGAAACUUGCACAGGAGGAAAGUUUGGAACAUGCCGUAGAAAAGUUGGCACCUUCGGCGGCGGCUACCAGCCGUUUGAUAAAAUCUGGAAUGACCCUUACGGAGUUGUACACAUUGUAUGUCAAAACGGCUGAAGAUUUGCAGGUUGAGAAGAAGGAAAACAGCAAACUGCAAUUGCAGAUAAAGAAUAUUGUACAAGAGCUGGAAGAACGCGCACCGGAACUAACACGUCAGCAAAAUGAAUAUCAGAACUUGAAGGAUGCCAACGAAGAAAUGAGCCUACAGCUUAAUAAACUGAUCGAAGAAAACGCCGAGGUUCGGUCCGAGUUGGGUUCUGUGCAAGACAAGGUUCGAUUCUUGGACAGCGAGAAUAAGAAAUUCAAGCUAGAGCGAGGAGAUUUGAGUCGUCAAAUUUGUCACCUUUUGCGGGAAAUAGAGCAAAUGCGUGGCGGCUACGCUUCGGAGGCAGAUCAGUCAAUUUCUUCGGAUAUGAGCGCCAAUGAGGUGAUCACAAAGAAGUUGGUAACGUUUAAUGAUAUUCGGGAAUUACAAGAGAACAACGUCAAAUUGCUCCUUGUGGUGCGAGACUUCAGUGCGAAGCUUGAAGAGUUGGAAAUUGCUCAGAAUGCAAUGAGUCAAGCAACGUUCGAGGCAAAAAUCGCUUCCUAUAACAAACGACUGCAAGAGAUGCAGGAAACGCAGGAAUACCAAACGCAAAUGAUGCAGCAGUGCAUACAGCAGCGCGACCGAUACAAGAAGAUGUAUCACGAUGCGAUGCGCAGUUACAAUGCUGUUGGCGGAAAGGGCAAUAUAGGUGCUAGCUUGAACGGGUCGGUGUCCGGAGAUACAGCAGACGCUGCAAUGGAUGAAGAAUUGCCAAGUGCGUCUACAGUUAGUGCGAUUUCCAGUGAAGCAGUUGCCGAAAAAGAGAAGAAGAUUUCCGAAUUGGAGAACAAAGUAAAACAGACUCAACAAAUGCUGACGACACUGAAAGAGGAAUACGAUAAUUAUCGGAAAGAAAAGCUAACUAACGACAAGAUGAUGAACGAGCAAUUUGAUGCCAUGCGUACUGAACUACGGGAGCUGUCCUCGAAGAACAUAAAAUUGGCUGCUACAGUUGAAUACAACAACGAACAGAUCAAGAUUCAACAGAAGAAUGUAGCCACUUAUAAGAAGCAAAUUUCAACCCUGGAAGAGCGAAACAAAAACUACGAAACAACAAUUUCAAAACAAGAAGCUACCAUCAUGUUCUUGAAGGACGAAACAAUGAGUGCACAAUCGAAGCUAGCACGAGCCGAAGUUCAAGUCGAGAACUUGAAGCAUGAGUGUCGUAUUUUGAAAGACGCUGAAUCGCGUCUCCAGACCGAGCGUGAAAUUCUCAAUCGAGAACGGCAAAAUCAAAAUUUACUGCUGAACAAUCUUGAAAUGAUUAAAGUUACCAUGGAACGAUCGGAAGCGGAAGGACGUAUCCGUCUUGAAACUCGAUUAGAUGAAACUUCACGGGAGUGUUCCGCGUUGCGGCGUCGUCUGCAAGAGGAACAGGAUCGUUUCCGCGAACUUACUACUCACUUGGAACGUCAAAUGCAGACUGCUAAACAACGUAUGGAAGAGGAAACAGCUAUCGCCGAAACUGUUCAAGCUGAACUGAAGAAUGCUCGUGAUGAGCUUGAAAUUAAGUCUAGAAAAAUCGACGACCUCAGUAGGAAACUGCAGGAAACUCUUUCGCCGAAUGAUGAAGACAAUCCUGUAACGCAGGCCCAUAAGAAAAUUCGUGAAUUAGAGCAGAAAUUAAAAGAAGCGGAUAUUGAAGUCGAAUCGUUGCGCAAGGAGCUAGCUACCGCUAAGGAACAUGUCAAACAAUACUGCAACAUGUCUGAAUCCUCCGAGAAAGAACUGAAGGACCUCAGUGAGCUGUACAACACCUACAAGACACAAUCCGAAGCAGAACUGGGCACACUUAGGAAGAGCGAAUCAAAUCUUAAAGCUCAAGUCGAAGAGCUACGAACGGAAAUUUCGCUGAAGAAAACAGGCGAACAGCUGACCUCUUCCACUGACAGUGAUUCCGAGCUGCAUAAGGCUCAAUUGGAGCUGAAAGAUGCUCUCGAGAAAAUCAGUGACAACAAUCGAGAUUUACGUGACUUGCGUGAGAAAAACAACUCGCUAAUGGAACAGCUUCAGCUGGCUGAACAAAAGUACGCUAACGAAAUGGUCCAACAUUCCUCUGAUAUUCAGCAGCUUGCUAACUUGAAGGAAGAAGUUCAAAAAACGAAACUCCAGUUUGAUGAUCUCAAACAAGCUCGCGACCAGGCGAUAGAACGUGUCAAAACAAGUGAAGAAUGCUGGAAUAAUCGAGAGGAAAUAAUGAAGAAGGAAAUCGAUCAGCUGGAGGAACGCUUAACCGACUUGAAUUCUCAGAAUGCUGCCUUGCAUGAUCAGAUUCAAAGCCUCAGCACCAAAUUGUCCAUAACGGCAGCACAAGCCUUGGAGCAGACGAAGGAGAAGGCAGAAAAAAUUGAUGAUUCAAUGAACGAUAGUACAACCAUCAAUGAAGACAGUUCCAUUCUGAAUCGCUCGGUUACUGAUGAGGAGAAACGAUCGGUUGAUCAGCUUCUGCAAAUAAUUAAAUAUUUGCGAAAAGAGAAGGAUAUAGCAGUAGCGCAGUUUGAUAUUUUACGUUCGGAAAAUGUGCGAGUGCGAUCAGAGUUGAUGAUGUUCCAGAAAAAGCUGGAAGAUGCACAGGCAGAACUUAGUGCCGAACGGGAGAAGUCAGAGACUGGAGUGGUAACAACUGCCAAGCAUGAAGAGAUUCUGAGGAAGUUGGAGACGUUGAAUGCAAUAACCGACAGCAAUCGUAGCUUACGAGAGGAACGAGACGGUUUGAAUAAAAAGAUUAAGGAUUUGUCCGAGCGUUUGCUGAAAGCUGAGGAUGAACUUUUCCCGCUGCAGGAGAAAGUUCGAGAGUUAAGCGUGAAAAUAGAGUCUGCUACUAGCGAAAAUUCGACGCUGCGUUUGGAAGCAACACGUUGGAGACAACGUGCUAAUUUAUUAAUUGAACGUUCGAAUAAAACUAGUCCUGAAGAUUGGAAACGACUGCAGACCGAACGUGAGAAUCUAGCUAAAAUGCUGACCAAUGAAAAAGAACUACUUAAAAAGUCAAAUGAAGAGCUGAAUUCAAUCAGGAUUGAGAAGGGAAAAUUAGACACGGAAGUGACAAACCUCACUAAGCAGUUGGCUAGCGCGAAUGAGCAAAACAAGAAAUACGCUGACGAGUUGGACGUUUUGCGUCAAGCUGGUGCUAAAAUGACGGUAGAGAUUGGUGAGGUGAAGUCUACCCUCUCCAAGAGGGAUGAGGAUAUGAAAAAUCUAACAGAAGAACUGGCCAAUAAGGAAGAGCAGUUGACUGAUGCCAAAAAUAAGGAACAACAAAUAAGGAAGAUUGCCAAACGGUACAAAGAUUACUAUUUCGGUCUGAAGAAGACUGUGGAGGAGAAAGAAAGCGAAGACGGCAAACCUGCAACAGAAGCAGGCGCUGCGGAAACAGCUGGAGAAGGAAGUAGUAAUGAGUCGAAUAAGAUUACUGAAAACAAUGUGACUGAACUAAAAUCGCAGAUCACAUCUUCACAGGAGGAGAUUGAAAACCUUAAAAAGGAAAAUGAUACCCUUAAGGGUAAACUCGAAAAGGCUGAGCGUAACCAAGAUAUUCUAAAAGAUGUAAAACACCGGAUACUUAGUUUGACAGAGAUGAAAAAUAAUGUAACUCGCGAGCUGAACAACGCCAAGGCACAAAUUCAAUCGCUUGAACAUGUUCGCGAUGAAAACGAGUUACUGAAAUCACAAUACGAAGGUCGCAUUUCAAGGAUCACCAAGGAAAAUGCAGAUCAAGACAAGGAAAAGGCGGAUGCCAUCACGCGAUUGACACGAGAAAAUGAACAGCUUACCAUGAGGCUGAACCAGUUGACUCGUCAAUUAGGAUUGCAACAGGUUUCUAAACCAUCAACUAGCGCAUCAGGAUCAUCGGAGAAAACUUCAACCGAAAGUCCCCGUACAGCUAACGUUAAACCCAUCCCCGGUCCAAGUAGUGCUCAACAAUCAGCUACAGUAACACCGCGUCGUGGUAGUGAAACACCAUUGGCCAGUAUUCGUCCCAUGUCGGUUCAAGCCAGUAGCCGCACGGCUGCCGUUUUGCCUACCAGUCAGACCUCAAAUAACGUUGCUAUCGUACAAGGUUCUUCGUCGUCCUCAUCGUCCUCCUCGAAUACGGGCACUAGUGUUACAGCGUUAGUUCCACCGCAGCAGCAAGUACACACCACCGGCAGCAAUAACAAUUCAAACGAAUCAAUGUCCUCAUCGCCAACCAGUUCUCACACGGAUUACAUGCCAGCCACUAGCUCAGCUAAUGUUGCCGUUGCCGCUGUGCCACCGAUGGGAACAGCUUCUACUUCGUCCUCUACGGCCGAAAGUAGUUCACUGCAAGAGAAUGAAAGUCUACCUGCUCAGCAACCCAACGAACCGGGCCCCUCUCAGAUGCACGUUUCCGGUGGUCAACAACUUUCGUCACAAGCGGUCGCGCUUGUUUCUCCGCACAUCGAAGGAUCACCGGCUCAGACCGGCAGCACUUCUACCCAGGUGGCACAAUCAUCGCCCCAGCUACAGCAAUCGGUCCAGGAACAGCAAAAUCCUGCUCCCAGCACUAGCGGAUCGUCUUCAAAUGCACAGCAGUUAUCACUAAGCAGCCAUCAUCAGGCUUCAACCUCAAGCAAUACUGUGACUACUUCCCAAGGCAACGCUGGUCACAAGCGUCCUCGCGAUGUUGAAGGGGACAGUUCUACCGACACCGUGGAGCAACUGAGUGAGAAAUCGGCUCCGGUCAAUAAACGUACGCGUAUGCAGGGUGAAACAUUCCAGCGCCGAAUUUCUGAAAAGAUUUCGCCUUUGCAGGGCAUCAGUGAGUCCGGUUUAGAUGUUGAAUAUCAGGUGCCGACAUCUUCACAACGAGACCAAGAGGACGAUAUAAUCGUUGUGGACUCCGAGGAGGACGAAGAAGGUAUGGCGGACGAUGGAACAGCUGAUGAAGGCAACGCGGAAGCAGACGAUGGCCCAUUUGAAGGCUACGAGGCGGAAGAAGCGUACGAACAGGACGAGCCGGAAAUUGCGGGGAAUUACGACGAAGGUGAAGGCCCUGAUAUUGAUGAAGAUAACGUCCAAUCGGCGAACAAUGAGGUUGAUGUGGAUGAUGACAACGAAGUUCCUAAUCAGUCUGGAACAUCAUCUACGACUUCGAGUGCCCAAGUGGCACCAGACGUUGAAACGUCCAGCACGAGUGUUGGUCAAAGUAGCAAUGCAGGCCCGACGACGUCCUCGGAUGGACAACCGAGCGAAAGUGGUAACCAGCCGAACUCGAAUGAAGUUCAGCAAAUUCAAAGCAUUACCAGUGGAAGUGGUGAACCGUCGGGUCCUUCUACUUCUUCCGCCACGUCGACGGCUGCUACGGCCGCUGCAUCAACCUCAGCUUCCACAACGUCAUCUUCCACGUCGUCGUCUUCGGCGACGGCUGCUGCUGCCUCGUCGGCCACUUCUCAGGCCAUGGCUGCUUCACCGUCACAAAGCCGACGGCAGGUUAAUCCACUCGCUCGCCAACAGCAGCAGCAGCUUAUGUUGAUGCAGCAAAAUUAUGACGAAAGUGCCGAUGAUCGCAUCGUUCCCAGCACACCAACCCUAUAUGUACCGCGACGAACCGAUGGUUUCAGCGAAGCGGUCAGCUCGCCCCACCCGCAGGUUCCGAACGCUCGGUUCAUCUUUGUCGAAACAUCCCGCGGCACUGCCACGACAGGAGGUGCCCAGCUGCUUCCCGAGGGAAUUGACGACACCCGGAUGGAUCUUUCCCAGCUGGAUGAAUCGGGCGCAAACGUAAGACCUACGGGUCGAAGUGUACCCACUACACCACAGCAAACAUCACCGAACGAACACGAGCGCGCAGUUAUUCACGGAGGAUCCUCCUCGGCCGGUGUGACCGAAGGUAAUGAAGCCGAACAGGCGGGUGGCGAACAGUUGGCUCCGUGUGGCAGCUCAGUGAACGAUGUCGAGUUAGCCAAUGAACCGGUAGCUGGUCCGUCUGGGGUUGGAACGAGCGCGCCGUGUGAAAGUGAACGCGAAGGCCAAGUACCGGAAAUUACCGUUUCCGCCGCUGAAGAUGUUGAUGAUGAGUAUGGCAUUUCAGAAUCAGCAAUAUUAGAUCGAUCGGGUGUUAGCUCGGAAGCCACUGCAGCAGGAAGCGGACGAAGCGGUGAGCGUACAGAUGAAGACGAUAUGGAUUUGGAUAUGGAAGACGAGCGUGAUCGCAGCACAGAAUCUGCUGAUGGCGUUACGUCUGAAGGAGAGAAACAUUUACCAGCAAAUCCCAUGGACGAAGGCAGAGAAGCUGACGGUUUGGAGACUCCAAGUAGCAACACACGAUCCCGUUCGGUUCCGCGCGCAUCUUCGAGGCGUGGUCGCCGUUUCGGCCAGAGAGGUAGCACAACAACUCGAAACAUCACAUGGAACGAAGGAAGACCACUCAAUCGUUCGGGACCCUCAGUUGCCCAGCUACAGCAUCAUUCUCGUUCCCCUAUCGGAAGUCCCAACCGAAUGUAUCAUCAAGGACCGACACAACAACAGCAUUCUCAUCACGGACAGCAACAGUCCAGCCCACCUAUGCGUCGUAAUACUCGCUCGACGCGAAAUCGACGCUCCAAUACACACUAUCGGCCGUAGGAAUCGAGAGAGAUUUAGCUGGCACCCUGUGAGCAUUAUUUUUCUAUUCCAAAAACUAUUGGUUUCCGUACACGUAAGUUAAUAUUAUUUACAACCCUAUUCGACGAUAACAUUUUUUUCCAUAAGUUCGACUUGAUUGCUUGUGUACAAAAAUCAUUUGUAACUUCUUUGCGAGCUGUUGAUCUCGGAUCAAUUAAAUUACUUAUUUUAGGUAGUUUAGGUAUUUUAUGUAUUACCGUAUUAGACACUCCGACUGUGUAAACAUUUACGAAAAUUUUCUGCUUGAAGCUUGGAAAGAGAUGUAAUGAUAAUCACAUACUAUUGAAACAAUAUACUAUGCCUUCAAAGAAA